AUGGCUCUGUCGCAGAUCCAGUGUCUGGAUGAUAACCAUAUAAACCCGCGCACACACGAGUCUAAAGCGGAGUUCCUGUACUGUGAGGAGCAGCGGCUCGCGCUCGAGACGCUGCUGCGUGAUGGGCGCGAGGCGUUUUUCAAGCAGCUGGAGGCACGUGGCCUCAGGGGCUUUCUAUCCGAGCUGGAGCUCGAGGCUCUGGUGGGGACAGUGGAGCCCUAUGACCCGGGGGUGGACGUGUACCGGGAGGAUGGGGAGGAUGAAAGCCCUAUAUCCAUGCGCUACUGGCCCGAGCUGUCGGACAUCAGCACCCCGGAGCUGGACAUGGGCUGGCCCGACAGUGAGUCUUACCGCGGGGUCACUCGCACCACUGUGCACACGCAGCCUCCGCUGCAGGGGCACACGCACAUCAAAGAGAUCAUCCGAAAGAUGAUUGCGCAGGCGCAGAAGGUUAUUGCUGUAGUCAUGGACGUCUUCACUGAUGUGGACAUUUUCAGAGAUCUCCUAGAUGCCUCGUUCAAAAGAAAGGUGUCGGUCUACAUUUUGUUGGAGCGUGCCUCCGUACCCCACUUCCUGUCCAUGUGCCAGCGAGCCAACAUGCAUCCCGGACAUCUCAAGAACCUGCGAGUGCGUUGCUCUGGGGGAACAGAAUUGUACACUCACUCCUGCACUAAGGUCAGAGGACGCAUGGGUCACCGCUUCAUGUUCAUCGACGGAGACAAGGCGGCGUCAGGCUCCUACAGUUUUACUUGGACAUCCUCCCGGCUCGACCGAAACCUCAUCACUGUGGUGACAGGACAAGCAGUAGAUGGCUUCGACCGUCUGUUCCGCUUCCUCUACAGCUCCUCCAGCCUGGUGAACCUGCAGCGAGUGGCGACCGAGCCGGAGCCGGUGCUGGAGCCUCUACCACAGCCCACCUCUGUGGCACCACCAUCUGCUGACCUGGCGAGAAAACUGUACAGCCCCAAAUAUGCGCUGGUUGCUGCUGCCAACUCCAGUCUCAGCCCAUCGUCGUCUGCUGGCUAUAACAGCCCCAAAGAGACACAUAAAGACACCAAAAAUGAAGGAGCAACCAAAAAGGGACGAAGGAAGCAGAGUAUACAAGAAGCUCCACCCCUACAUCCUGGACUUGUGGAUUUAGAAAAGGCUUAUUUAAUUGAUUACCUUCCUACCUGGCCAGAGCCCGACCCUUCCUCUGACGUAAUUGGCUUUAUAAAUAUCCGUGAUACGAGCAAGCCUAGCCCUGUUCACCUACAGCGCUCUCAGAUGUUUGAAGUCAGCCAGGCCAUCCGGUUCAGCAGUCCGUUCAGCAAACAGAAGGACACGCUACCGGAGGUCGCCAAGCCCAGGAAUUUAUCUCCAAAAUAUGAGGAGAAUGCACCUCAACCAUGGCAGAAAAAUUGGAAUCCAAAGUUGAACAAUGACUCGACGGAGGCUAAGCGAGUGCCAGCGCGUGAGCUGAAAUCCAAAAGGGUGUAUUUGCGAGCAGAGCGGCCCGACAGAGUGCCAGCGGGUGGAGAGGAGACGGUAUUCGGCAGCAGUGAUGCGGAGAGAAGGGAGACCGCAGUGCCUCCAGCUAACAAAGAGCCCGAGGGACACAAGUUUUGUGUUCUGCCCACCCAAGUGAUAUGA
Knipowitschia caucasica is the source of this 1632-nucleotide messenger RNA. The record is from the annotation of a GenBank genome assembly. NCBI's taxonomy places the organism in Eukaryota, Metazoa, Chordata, Actinopteri, Gobiiformes, Gobiidae.